AUGUCGUUCUCAUCUAAGGGGGAUCGCCCCUCCGACACCCCGACCAGCUCCUCCAGGUCCGGAUCUCACACGCCCCAAAAUCCAGCCAACUCCAAUUCCUACCAAUCUGCCGCCUCCUACUUCUCUUACCCAGUCAGCCACGUCGUUACAGGUCUCUACCGACGCUUGACCGACCCCAGCAUCGCUGCCCCCGCCAUGCCAUCCACAUCCCCAUGGUCGUCCCCCCGACGUUUUCACCCCCCGCCGAACCGCCUCACCCUUCCAACCACCACCUCUGACCCCUCUCACCCUCACAAUUCCCAAAAGCGCCGACCUCCUCCAGCAGCAACUUCUCACCCGCGUACUGGCCGAGGAGAUCCGCCUCCUCGUUCCACCGCGCCUCCAACUCGUCGAGAACUGGCUCUCGAUCGCGAUGGUGCCUCCUUGGCCACCCUCUACGACAACUGUGAAGAAUUCUCCCACCGUAGCCCGCGGGCGGGCUACAUCCUCGUCAUUCGCGACUCUUCCCCGACAAGCGCUGUAUUCGGCGCCUACAUGACCGACGCGCCGCACCCUAACUCCCAGUUCUUCGGCACUGGCGAGUGCUUCCUCUGGCGCGCCAGUGUACUGCCUCCGCCAUCGAGCUUGGGUCUUACGUUUCCCAGUGAAGGUCCCCAGUCUGAGGAAGCACUCGAACGCGCUGGUCUGCCACCUCCCCCCUCUGCUGACACCACUCACGCCGGUCGAUGGAGCACGCUGCGCAACGAACCGAAAUCGAGAUCGGAGUCUCCUGCGCAUAAUCUAAACCUUAGUCUCAAGACUAGCAUUGCUGCUGCGAGUGGAGGAGCUCUUGCGCCCCCGUCGCCAUCGUCGAUUAAUACGACUCGGAGUGGGGCAAGUACCCCCGAGCGCAUUCGGUUCAAGGCAUUCCCGUACAGCGGUGUGAAUGACUAUAUGAUGUUCUGCGAGACUGGAUUUUUGAGUCUCGGUGGCGGUGACGGACACUAUGGCCUCUGGGUUGACUCUGGUCUGGAAAAGGGCGUCAGCGCGCCUAGCCAGACAUUCGGGAACGAGCCAUUGUCUGAUGAGGGCAUUAAGUUCGACAUUCUAGGGGUUGAGGUGUGGUAUGUCGGUUCCUGA
This is a messenger RNA of Penicillium pulvis, 1119 nucleotides long. RefSeq names its product putative oxidative stress response protein Oxr1. The transcript is spliced from 3 exons. Bases 1 to 1119 code for a protein of 372 amino acids. Lineage: Eukaryota; Fungi; Ascomycota; Eurotiomycetes; Eurotiales; Aspergillaceae. Gene Ontology annotation, biological process: response to oxidative stress. Gene Ontology annotation, cellular component: nucleus. The record is from RefSeq and is a predicted model, not a curated record.